Molecule: messenger RNA, 2213 nt
Organism: Zeugodacus cucurbitae (melon fly)
Lineage: Eukaryota; Metazoa; Arthropoda; Insecta; Diptera; Tephritidae
Product: dentin matrix acidic phosphoprotein 1
Exons: 1
Coding region: 186-2054 (622 amino acids)
Source: RefSeq, a predicted model, not a curated record
CACAGAAUUAUUGCAAUCAGUGCAAAAACGCGCUUGCAACGAAACGGUAUUGCGACACGAACAAAUCCAUUAGUUUAUCGAGAACGCCGUACUACAUUUUCAAUCACUUAAAUUUAGUCGUAAAGGAUUUGCUUUGACAAUAAAAUUGCUUAUUAAACUCAGUGAAGACGACGCGCUUGUUCGAGAUGCGCUUACUUCCGUCGGUGACGUUGCUGUUGUUGGCGGUCGCGUUAACCAAAGCAGUGCCAUUGCCUGUCGAGGAUAGCGCAGAGUCUAAAUCUCCUUCGGUGGAAGAAGUCGAUGCUCCUGACGCAGAGUCAGACGAGUCGCAAGAGCAAACUAAAUCACUUAAAAAACGUUCGCCUGACGCCAUACCCGAUGUAGACUUGUGUAAUCACCACAUCCACGCUAAAGACAGUUCUGAAUUUGGCAGUGAAGAUGCAUAUGAGCGUUAUUAUGAACUUGAGAAAAAAUAUGACAGCGAAAUUAGAAGGAGACGCCAUCAAAUUGACAAUAAGAACUCAUCACAGGAACAUUCUUCGGAGGAGGUUGGAGGUGAUUUGUUAGUAUGGGAAUUACGUAAAAAACGAAAUGCCGAUAACAGUUCAUCAGAGGAAGAUUCGUCCGAGGAGAAAGGUAAAGCUGGUGCGCCUGGAGCCAGUGACGGAGAUGGUGCCAAAGGAUCAGAUGGAGCACGUAGAAAGCGCAAAGCUGAUGAUAGCUCAUCUGAAGAAGACUCAUCAGAAGAAAAAGGCAAGCCAGGUGCACCCGGAGCGAGUGAUGGCGAAGGAACAAAAGGAUCAGAUGGGGUGCGUAGAAAACGUAAAGCUGACGAUAGUUCAUCAGAGGAAGAUUCAUCCGAGGAGAAAGGUAAAGCUGGUGCGCCUGGAGCCAGUGACGGAGAUGGUGCCAAAGGAUCAGAUGGAGCGCGUAGGAAACGUAAAUCUGAUGACAGUUCAUCAGAGGAAGAUUCGUCCGAGGAGAAAGGCAAACCAGGUGCGCCCGGUGCAAGUGAUGGUGAAGGAGCAAAAGGAUCAGAUGGAGCACGUAGAAAGCGUAAAGCUGAUGACAGUUCAUCGGAGGAAGAUUCAUCCGAGGAGAAAGGUAAAGCUGGUGCGUCUGGAGCCGGUAACGGAGAUGGUGCCAAAGAAUCAGAUGGAGCACGUAGAAAGCGUAAAGCUGAUAAUAGCUCAUCUGAAGAAGACUCAUCAGAAGAAAAAGGCAAGCCAGGUGCACCCGGAGCGAGUGAUGGCGAAGGAACAAAAGGAUCAGAUGGAGCACGUAGAAAGCGCAAAGCCGACGAUAGUUCUUCCGAAGAAGAUUCGUCCGAGGAGAAAGGUAAAGCUGGUGCGUCUGGAGCCGGUAACGGAGAUGGUGCCAAAGGAUCAGAUGGAGCACGUAGAAAGCGCAAAGCUGACGAUAGUUCUUCCGAAGAAAAUUCGUCCGAGGAGAAAGGCAAAGCCGGUUCACCAGGUGCGAGCGAAGGAAAGGGUGCAGACAGAGCGCGUAGAAAACGUAAAGCCCACGAUAGCUCCUCAGAAGAAGAUGACAGUUCCAAUUCAACAGAGGAAGAUUCGUCGGAAGAAAAAGUCAAAGCAAGAACUAUCGAAAUAAAUCAACUAGAUGUUCGACGUUUAAAACGAAAAGUAAGCAAGAAAAUGAUACCUGAGAGCAAUGAAGAUUUCAACGACGUACUUAACUUCAAUUCGAACUCCGAUGAAAACAACGAAGCCAAUGAUGUGUUGGAUGCUAAAAAGGAUUCCUCUUUGGAGGAUUACGUGCAGGGUUGUGAGGUAAUGGAAGCAGAUUCGGAUGAAGCCAACGAAACGACCUAUAUCGAGGAUAGACGCAAACGAUCAUUGGAGAGUGAUGAGAAAAGCGAAAACGCCAAAUCGUCUGCUGAAAAUGCUAAACAAAGUGCAGAAGAUAAUACAAAUGAGGACAAUGAUAGCGGGGAUGAAUCCCAGCAAGUUUCGAAAGAACGACAUGCUAAUAAGCCUGUUCUUCCGCAAGCUUUAUCUGAAGAAUCAGAGGAAUCUGAAGCGGAAGAUUAGGUUUUCGCCGAGAUUACUAAAGCGAAUCCAGUGUGGAAAAAUAUUAUUUACUGCGUUUUAAUAAUAAUUUACAACAAUUUGAUGCUGUACUGCUUAAGCUUCGUGUUAAUGUGUUUUUAAAUAAUAAAUUAUGUAAUAAUAAAUUGUGUCUUAAACUAA